CGUCAGUCACCACGGGCGGUGCGCGCGCGUUGUGCACCGCCCGCGGUGCACAGAGAAUUUCUCUUUGCGAGUCUUACGCUCGAAACCGUACGUAAAUACAUGGAAUGGCAAGUUCUGGAAACAAAUGGGUACGGGCUCUUUCUCUCCGCGCUUCGCCCGACGCCAGCGGUUUGAGGCGACGUCAUUGGCCGACCGAGCAACCGAGAAAGCGAAGAAGCCAAACCCCAAGAACUCUGUCUUUUUCUCUCUUUCUUUUUAUCAAACACAAAGCGGAUUCGCAGCAACAGUCCCCCUCCGCUCUUUCCAAAAUUUCUUCUUUCUCCCCUCUGCCGUGGAGGAGAAAACCCUCGAAAGAUUCCAGAAGUUUGCUUCUUUUUCUUGGUAUCAUUGCCUCUGCUCCCAAAUUUUAUUCACAGUGCGCUUUUGGAGGAUUCAAGGAGGAACCUUGGUUCAUUUUUGGCCGUGAUUUGGAACCAUGAGAAAGAAGCUCGACACACGUUUUCCCGCGUCUCGAAUAAAAAAGAUUAUGCAAGCAGAUGAAGAUGUUGGGAAGAUUGCAUUGGCAGUACCUGUUUUAGUAUCUAAAGCAUUGGAAUUGUUUCUACAAGAUCUCUGUGACAGAACAUAUGGCAUAACUCUUCAAAGAGGAAUGAAGACAAUGAGUGCUUUGCAUUUGAAGCAGUGCGUACACAGUUUUAAUGUGUUUGACUUCCUGAAGGAUAUAGUGAGCAAAGUUCCAGACAUGGGUAGUUCUGAUCCUGGUGGUGAUGACAGAUCUGCCAAGAGAAGGAAAGCUGCAGAAGAUGACAAUGAUAGUGAAGAAGAUUUGAAGCGGAAAGCUCAUGAGGCAGCAGGCCACAGCAGCGGUGGCAGAGGAUGGGGGCGGGGACGUGGGAGGGGACGUGGUGCCCGAGGUGUUCAUGGUGUCGAUAGGGAUGGUGCUCAUUAUGAUAAAUAUGAAGAUGACCCUGGCACCUCUCCUCAACACAGUGACAGACCACCUCAUAUGAAAUCUGAAAUAAUGGAUGACAGCUUAAGUGCAAGAGAAUCAAAGGAAACCACAGUUAGCAAUAGUAAUACAGGUGCCGCUGUCCGGAACUUUGACUUGAAUUUGGAUUUGGAUGAGAAUGGAGACACAUCUACAGCCACAGCCUCGGCUACUGCCACAGCCACAGCAACAUCCUUUGAGACAGAUCAUGAAAUGAAGCAUGAGGAAUGCCCAGGCUGGUCGCUUGCUGAUAUGGAUAAAAUGGCUAUUGAUCCCAUUCAGUUUGCAUUAUCAAACCGAAGAUUAGAUGAAGAGGAAGAGGAUUAUGAUAAUGAAGAAAGUUGAUCAGCAUAUAGAUCUAAUCUUCCAAACAAAUUGACAGGUAGAUCUGACUCUAACAUAGAUGAUGGCGGCUGUCCUCCCUCUUGAGACAAUUGGAACUCCUUGAGAGCUUGGGGAAUGGAACGGGUGAUGUAUAAACUGCAAGCACACUUAGGGGUGGAAAUGUUAGAAAGUGUGUUGGAAUAUUUUAGUAACUAACAUUUAUCACAGGAACCAUUCAUUUUACUUGGAUGUUCCGAUCCACAUGCUUGAUUCAGGUGCUGCAGAAAUCUUAUCGAUGUGAACAGAGGCAGCUAUUAAAUAUGGUAGAUUCAGUUUUAGCUGAAUUAAUUUAGGUUGGGUCACCUAAUCUUGAUUGUUGAAGGUGUAACUGGGUUGCAGUUGGCUCGUUUUGCUUUUAUUGUCUGAUGAACUUUUUAUUUAUUAUUAUUGUUGUUAUUCGUGGA
This is a messenger RNA of Elaeis guineensis (African oil palm), 1776 nucleotides long. RefSeq lists its product as uncharacterized. Lineage: Eukaryota; Viridiplantae; Streptophyta; Magnoliopsida; Arecales; Arecaceae. The record is from RefSeq and is a predicted model, not a curated record. Gene Ontology annotation, cellular component: nucleus. Gene Ontology annotation, molecular function: protein heterodimerization activity; RNA polymerase II general transcription initiation factor activity; core promoter sequence-specific DNA binding.